Messenger RNA from Epithele typhae, 1644 nucleotides. RefSeq lists its product as uncharacterized. Bases 1 to 1644 code for a protein of 547 amino acids. Gene Ontology annotation, cellular component: TRC complex; membrane. The transcript is spliced from 12 exons. Gene Ontology annotation, molecular function: molecular adaptor activity; protein binding. Lineage: Eukaryota; Fungi; Basidiomycota; Agaricomycetes; Polyporales; Epitheliaceae. Gene Ontology annotation, biological process: post-translational protein targeting to endoplasmic reticulum membrane. The record is from RefSeq and is a predicted model, not a curated record.
AUGCCAGCCACGCCAGCAGAGGCCCUCAAGCUCAAGAACGAAGGGAAUGCGCUCUUCGUGAAAAACGACUUCAGCGCCGCGUACAAAAAGUACUCGGCCGCCAUCAAGCUCGAUCCGAAGAACGCCGUGCUCUACUGCAAUCGCGCCGCGUGCGCAUACGGCCUCCACAGGUACCUCGACGCGAGCACAGACGCCACGAAGGCCACUGAACUUGACCCAACUUACGCCAAAGCAUGGGCACGUCUGGCAGCGGCAGAGCUAAGCUUGGACGCCUACACCCCAGCCGUCAGGGCGUAUAAGCGCGCUAUCGCCGCCCUUCCGAACGAGAACCUCACCCCUGGGGAGGAGAAGCAGCGCAAGCAGUACGAGGCGGAGCUCGCCACCGCCGAGACCAAACUCAAGCCGCCGAAACGACUUACGUCCGGCCCAAGGGGAUGGCGAUGGGGCCGUCGAACACCGAGUUCCCAUGGGUGCGGGCGAACCGCGUGCUUCCUGACUAUGAGGCGGGGAAGGUAUGGGAGAGCAUGGAUCAUACAGUAUGCCCACAUGCAAUGGGAGGGGGCGUACAAGAACUUGAAAGCUGGUCAUGCCGUCCCGGGGCCUCCCGGAGAAAACAGAUGGUUCGCGUACUAUGGAGUCAUUGAGGGGUUGACAAAUGCUAUUGUGAGCGACAGCCGCGUUUAUCACAUCUCCGACUCGAGAUUCCCCGACAUGUAUAACAAUCAGAUGAAAUGGGAGGCCUUCAACGCGAAGGCAUGGACAGAUUUCGGCGCUCAAAAAGUUAUUGAAGAGGUCCCAAAAAGACUCAAGAAGGAAGGAUGGGAAGGGUGGAUCUUCCGCGCCUUCGGGACCAAUGCUUUUGAUCUCAACAAGGGAGCGGGCCUCAACCUCUACACUGCGGCACUGGAAGUUCUUAGGUGGGGCGCAGAGAAGUACAAAGACGUGGGCACGGAGAAAGGCGUCAUUUUCCAGCUGACCUUCAUCCGUGGAGUGAAGUGCAUGCGUCUGGUCCAGUACAUGAAUACCAUGGACUCGACCAGUACCGUCACGAGGCACUCCAUUCCUUUAGACGAGCUGCUCGCCGGUGCGGACGAGAUCCUGGAAGAGCUCAGAGACGAUCCCAGCGAUCCCUCCGAAGCACUGCAGCAAGGCGAAUCCGUAGGAUUCUGGUAUGCGUUCCACAGGUAUCCUGUUGGCGUUGCUCACUCCGUUCGUGGGUUCGCCUUCCACCGCAAAGCCAUGAAGCUUCGAGAGGAGGCCGGCACGUUGACGAACGAGGCCGACCAGCUCUACUCUCAGGCGAGUGAAGAGUACCUCGAAGCGGCGCUGAUCUAUCCCCCGGACGAUUUCUACCACGUCUGGAACUUGCACUGCGCCCUCCACGCCCAAUUCGACGUUUCGGCGUCUGCCCGGUUCCUGAUCUUCGUCUUGGACAUGAUGGAGAAGGCCAUACCUCUCGCCGCGAAGCUGUGGGAAAACUCCGCCGACUGGCCGCGGAUCAGGCCCGCGUUUGAUGCUGACAUGCAGCUACUCUACCGAGUCAACAAGGCGAUGGAAGCGGGGACCAUCCAGGUGGACACUAUCGUGACAAAGGCCACCAUGGGUGUCCCGCAGGGAGCAGAGCGUCGAGCAAUAGGAAAUUGA